Molecule: messenger RNA, 3506 nt
Organism: Ricinus communis (castor bean)
Lineage: Eukaryota; Viridiplantae; Streptophyta; Magnoliopsida; Malpighiales; Euphorbiaceae
Exons: 6
Coding region: 1094-3355 (753 amino acids)
Source: RefSeq, a predicted model, not a curated record
AGACACAUUAAGGCGGGUAAAGUAGACGUGACCCAGUUCAUAAUACAUUUUCUCACAGAAAUAAAAGGGUCAGAUUUUAUAUUUUUAAAAAGAAAAACAGAGAAAUAAUGAAGAAUUUAUACAAGAAAGGAAAAGGUAAAGAGAGAGAGGGAGGGUUUUAAUUAAGAAAAGAAAAAUUACAGCAAAGAAAAAAAGAAAAAACUAAAAAAGGUACCAAAAAAGAGGUGGGGGGAUGAUGAUGAGGAUGGUAUUUUGGGAUUAUAAACAGAGAAGAAUGAACUUAGACAUGGCUUUCUCUUCUCCUCUCUUAACUUCUCCAAACUCACCACCAUACCCACCUUCUCCUUCUUCAUUUCUAACCAUACCCAAAUCAAGAAACAGGCAGAGAAGGAACAGUAAUAUUAAUAGAAUAAAAGAAUUAAGAAAUCUAAUCUUUUACUUUUUCUUUUUUUCUUAAGGAAUUAAGAAAAGGACCCUUUUAAUUUAUCUUGCUCUUUCAAAGAUUUGAUAGCAUAAUCGUUCUUGUAGUAAUUUUUAUGAUCUGGGUAUUCAUUAAUUACAUGGCAGAUUACAUUUGAAAUGUCUUGUCUUCAAGAUUCCUUCUUCUUCGUCAUCAUAUGCUUUAUCGGUAACCGCGUCCAUUCUGCUCGCUACCAUGAGUUCUAGAUGCUUCACUGUUUGCUGGUUUGGAGGUCAGAAAAUUUGUGCUACACAUUGUUGCUGGGUAAUUAGUAUGUGUUCAACUUUCUCUUUGCAAUCCUACAAAGGACUUGUAGUUGAAUUGUGGACUCCAUUGGUGGAUACAUAGUGCUGGCUUCUCUGUAGAUUAUGAAAUCGCUUUUGUGGGAUUAGCUUACAUUCUGAUUUAGCUUCAAUGGUGGAGCCUAUUAGUUUUUCACUUUGAUUCAAUCACAUUACUAGAAUUUGGAAGAUAUAGAGCUGUGCUACUUCUUUUAUGGGCAUCAUGCUGGAAAAAUUUAAUGUUACAAAAAAUGAAAAGUUGAACAGAUUCUCUUAGAAUGAAAAGAAGAGGAGCACAUGAUUUAUUAGCCUUGGCAGGGUAAGAAGAUAUUUGUUUCUACAAAUUUGAACGAUGGGCUUACCACAAGUUUCUUCUACUGAUGAUAUUAAUGGAGAUACUGCAGCAUCAUCGGGCUCAUACUUGAGAAGCCCACCACAAAUUGCUGGCACGAGCGCCUGUGAUUUAGAUGGAUUGCACAGAGGAAAUUUAAGCCGAACAUUAGGAGUUACUAUCAGUUCCUCCUUGGGGGAUUUUCAGAGGAAGACCUCCUUGCAGCUUUCAAACUUUCCACAGAAUUCACCGAGUUUGGAAGGGUCAGCAGAGGUUACUUCCAAUAUUCAUGGGUUGAUAACUGGUUCUAUGGGCAAAGUUGGUUUAAUUACUCCCAGAAAUGGAAGGAAUAUCCAAAAUCCUGCUUCUAGGAUCGUUGGUUUUGAAUCACGGGGAAUAAGUAGUCCAAAGGAUGGAUUUGAGGAUUUUUCUGCUGAUCUUAUUCAUUCUUCAUCUAUGACACUGAAUGGAACUGAGCUGAGUGGGUCACUUGUCAGGAAAAGGUUAUUGUCACCUCUAAGUAGCAUGCUUUCUGCAGAACAAUUUAAUGGUGAUCUUCUGGAUAUUGGAUGUCAUGCUUUUCAGACGAAUCCCACUUCUUUGACUACUAAUUUAUAUGUUUCUGCAGCACAUGAUUAUAAGAAAGCAAAUGUUGGUAACCAAUUAAAUUUCCCUACAUCAUCCUGGUCCUUGUCCAGUUGUUUAGAUAAAAGGGAUUUGUCAUUUGACAAUAGUACGAGAGCUUCUCUUUUCCUUACUGAUGGCCCUCUACUGGAAAACGAGCACCAACAUACUCAUAAGAAUUGUUUGUACUCUUUUGGGCAUUUCACAGAAUCAAGUGAAGGGAGAACCCCAAGCAGGACGAUAUCGCUAUCCCCUAAAAAGGCAAUUUCAUCUCCUCUGUCAUUGUCUCCUCUGGGUCCUAAGUUAUCUGAAAGAAUAAAAAUGCGUGAACACAAGGAUCUCAAGACUCACUUGGAGGAUCGUUGUUCAAAUCUGGAGGAAAUAAAACAGUCACUUGACAAACAUGACUCAAACAUUGUCUUUGCUCCUGGAGAAGCAGAUUUUACAAUCACGAGUAGAUCAUUUGAGGAUAUUGAUAUCUUUCACAGGGAGUUUCGUCCAUCUUCCCUCGAAGGUGCUACUGACAGCUGGUCGCUGUUUCAAGAAUCAGCUCCUUCCCAAAGUGCAAGAUUUCUUAGAAGUUUGAGUGGCCUUCCUGUUCGUAGGUCCUUGGUUGGUUCAUUUGAGGAAUCACUCUUGUCUGGGAGGUUCUUUUCUGGAAAAUUCACCCAGAGAAUAGAUGGUUUCCUAGCCGUGUUAAGUAUUACAGGAGGAAACUUUUCACCACAGUCACAGAAGCUUCCUUUUUCAGUGACAAGUGUGGAUGGAGAUUGUUAUUUACUUUAUUAUGCAUCCAUAGAUCUUGCAGGAAAUUUAUCAAACAAGCAUAGAGGGCAAAAAUCAAAAAGAGGUCCAAGUAAUGAUGAUUCACAAACUAUUAGGAGCCGCUUUCGUAUUCCUAUGAAAGGGCGUGUGCAACUGGUUCUCAGCAAUCCAGAAAAGACGCCUCUCCACACCUUUCUUUGCAACUAUGAUUUGAGUGACAUGCCUGCUGGUACUAAAACGUUCUUGCGCCAAAAGGUCACUUUAGAUACCUCUGGAACAACUUCCUCAGAAUUGAAACAUCGGCAAAUGAAACAUGGGCAAACAGGUUUGGACACAAAAAUGAAAGACAAGGUGGCUUCUAACCAUACAGUCAAUUCAGUUACUGCUAUGAAUGAAAAUAGUGAAGUCAAGGGAAUUGAUUACUGUGAACUAGUAGUUUCAGACACAGAGAACUUGCCUAAGCAAUCACAGAAUAUGGAAAAAGCGGGUGUUGAUUCUUUUAUGCUUGGGAAUGACUGUGGUAAUGGUAAUUGCCAUGGGACUAGAGAGGAGUGCACUGGGGUGGAUACGUGCAUUGGAAUUGAUAGGCGAUCAGCUCAUGGUUGUUUAAAGGUCAACGAGACUGUCCAGCAUGGUGCUUUACGUUACGCACUCCAUCUCCGUUUUGUAUGCCCUUCACCUAAAAAGUCUGCUAGGUCAGUCCAAAGAUGUAAAUCUGAUCCUACAUCUGUACCGCAAAAGAAACAUUUAGAUGUGGAAGGGGAUCGCAGGUUCUAUUUAUACAAUGACCUGAGGGUUGUGUUCCCUCAACGACAUUCAGAUGCUGAUGAAGGCAAGUUGAACGUGGAAUAUCAUUUCCCAGAGGAUCCAAGAUAUUUCGAUAUCAGCAACUGAGAUUCUUAAUUCACCUCGGUAGAGAGCUGUGGCUUCUUUGCCGACACUGUACAUAUUCAUUCCAUGUUUAUUCGUCAUGUCAUCUUGAAAUGGCACUAAUCCUUCAACUUGUAAAUACUUGCAUUUAAUAAUAUUUGAUGGGUUAAGUCUC